This is a messenger RNA of Caenorhabditis remanei, 1611 nucleotides long. RefSeq lists its product as uncharacterized. The record is from RefSeq and is a predicted model, not a curated record. The transcript has 8 exons. The coding region runs from base 1 to 1611 and encodes 536 amino acids. Lineage: Eukaryota; Metazoa; Nematoda; Chromadorea; Rhabditida; Rhabditidae.
AUGGGAGGAGUCUUCAAGCAGCGUGAAAAUCCUCAGGCUAUUCGUGGAGACACAUGUGAUCUCACCUUCCGAAUGGCGUAUCGAGAUGAAGUUGAUGCAAAGGAGUUCUGUGAACUAUACGCGCCUUGGAGGCUCAUCAAGGUGAUACUGAAACAGGAAAACGAAAGGAAAACUGUGACGUGUUCUGUUGAGGCUACAAUGACGUGCAAAAGUGGAUGGCAGAUGAUGUUUGGGUACUGCUACCAGAUGCCCGAAAAGCAUUCCACGUACUCUCAAACGGAUGCUCAAGAAUUGUGUCAAAGUCGUGGAGGAUCUAUCGCUUUCAUUCGACACAGAUACAUAAUCGGAGUAUGGAAGCGACACUUCUCAUCGAUUGGUCAAAUAUGGGUAGAUGCUUCACCAACAUUCGAUCAACACAUCAAAACGACAGGAACUGUUGAUGGUACUGCACUUGCUCUUGCUUUCACUGGAAAACACUUCGAUUUUAGCGUCUUUCCCAAUUCAUUGAUUCGGAUUAAUCCCAACAUCAAGCUACAAGUGUUGUGUGAAUACCAGCCCCCGAUGACACCGGCCGAAGUAAACUAUCUUGGUAGACGCUAUUCUGAAAUAUACUAUCCUUCUAUCCCUGUGGACCAUGGAGUUUUGAUCCGAUCCGCUUCUUCUUACACUUCAAGUUAUAAUCAAUUGGAUGUUUGUGAGAAGAUGUUGAAGUCAUAUCUCAGUUCAGAUGUCGGUGUGUAUGUACCCGAUAAGAAGACGUUGAAUGCGAUGUUACAGAAACCACUGCCGCUCAUUCUCCACUCUCGAUCAAGUGCGACCGAUGUGACUGAUAAAUCUAAGCUCGACGAAGUGAUGUGCGCACCGAGGGAUAUGAAGCUGAAAGUUGCAAUGAAGUCGUCCGUAAUCCAAUACUAUUUCUUGGAAGAAUUCAAGAUGUCAUCCACUUGCCAGAAUAUGGGAUCAACUGGAAUUACCCACUCAUCGAAAUCUACGCCACAACUUGUUCCGAUCUCUGACAGUCGCUCUCUUCCGAUUUGGUGCAAGCUCGGCACUGCAACUCGGCCGAAAUUCACAGUUCCCGAUGGAUAUUCAGUAUUUCGAAGAAAGAAUGGACAGUAUGUGGCUCAUGCUCUAAUUCAAGAAUAUGUGUAUCAGCCGGAGGCGCUCUCAGGAUGCAAGGCAAGAGGUGCAAUUCUAUCUGGGAUGGAAUCGAUGGAGGAGGGUGCAUUUCUGGAGAAACUGGCAUUGGAUGCGAAGUUGACGAAAGGAAGACCAGAGUUUGGGAUAUGGAUGGGGGGACGACGUCGUGCUGAGUGCCUUGCAGUGGUCAAGGGAUUUGAAGAGACUGGACCAUGCACCAGAGACCGGGUCUAUGAGUGGAUUGAUGGCUCGAGCCACACUUUUGAAGCCGAGUUUUGGAAGGACGAAAAAGACGAGAAGAAUCCGAAUCGACAAAAUACGAGAACACUCAUGCUGUCCUUCAUCUAUCUUAAGAAUGCGUCAUGGGCUGAUCCGAAUAGCAAUGGUUACUUAGAUGACUGCUUACCGGACUGGGCGCAACGGCCAUUUUUCUGCCAAGUGAAUAUCCAUGUGGAGUAUGAAAACAUUUAG